Molecule: messenger RNA, 1629 nt
Organism: Echinococcus granulosus
Lineage: Eukaryota; Metazoa; Platyhelminthes; Cestoda; Cyclophyllidea; Taeniidae
Product: putative cyclin-H
Exons: 4
Coding region: 1-1629 (542 amino acids)
Biological process (GO): ubiquitin-dependent protein catabolic process
Cellular component (GO): proteasome core complex; nucleus; proteasome core complex, alpha-subunit complex
Source: RefSeq, a predicted model, not a curated record
AUGUUCAGGAAUCAGUACGAUCAUGACGUAUCAGUUUGGAGUCCUCAGGGGCGUAUUCAUCAAAUUGAGUACGCUAUGGAAGCUGUGAAACAGGGUUCUGCUGCGGUUGCUUUGAAAAAUAGGGACUGCUGCGUCAUUGUCGCACUUAAAAGAGCUCCCUCUGAACUGUCAUCCUAUCAAGAAAAGUUGAUUCCCAUUGAUUCUCACAUUGGAAUGGCUAUAACUGGCCUCACUGCCGACGGCUUUCUUCUUGCCAGGUACAUGCGUCGUGAAUGUGCGGACAAUCGGUGGGCUUAUAACGAGCCUUUGCCCGUUUCUCGUUUGCUGAGUAAGAUAUCCCUGAAAAUGCAAGUUCCCACUCAGCAGUAUGGUCGGAGGCCUUUUGGUGUUGGCAUGCUUAUCACUGGUUUUGACGAGAAGGGUCCGCAUGUUUAUUACCUGUGUCCAUCCUCGAACGCUUACGAUUGUAAGGCCUUUGCUGUUGGUUCACGUUCACAGUCGGCUAGAACCUAUUUAGAACGUCAUCUUGAUAAGUUUCCAGAUAGCACCCUUGAAGAACUCAUUGUUCACGGUCUAAAAGCUCUCAAAGGGUGUCUUCCUGCUGAGACAGAACUUAACGGAAAGGCUUACGUGACGAGCACGCAGUUGUACAAUUGGCGGUUCACACCGGAUGAGUUGGCUAACCAGCGCCAGGAGUGCAAUGCAGCCGUGAGGAGACGUCUCUCAGCGCAGUAUCGGGCGAAAGUGGAGGUCAAGGGCGGUGACGUCCCAGCAGAACCGACUUUCCUCACUGCCGAGGAGGAAUUCAUCAUCGUGAAACGCUACAUCUUCGCUAUGAAGGAACUCUUUCAUCAAUUUUCAGAUUCUGGACUGCCUGUUGAUGUCUUCGGAUUUGCGGCGACCUACCUGAAGCGAUUCUACCUCAAUAACUCUGUGAUGGAUUACUUUCCGCGUGAGAUGAUGCUUACCGCGCUCUACCUCGCUUGUAAAGCGGCCGACUAUCCUCUCGGUCUGCAGACCUUUGCCGCCCACAUUCCGCGCAACCGCGAGCACUAUAGCGAAAUCGUUGUCCACUCAGAGCUCUUUCUCAUGGAGAAGCUACAGUACGAUAUUUGGAUCCACACACCGUAUCGUCCACUAAGCGGCCUACUGGUGGACCUCCUCGCCUAUCGUAAGACUCAGCUAGGCGAACCGAUGAAGAUAGAAGCGGGGGAGGUGGCGACUGCCGAUAUGAUGACCAGCUUGAAGAAGGAAGGCUACGAGAUUAUUCACAAGUGGUUCCAGACAGAUCUAUGUCUCACUCACUCACCCAGUCAGUUUGCGCUUGCGGUGCUUCUGGAAUUGGGUCAAAAACAUCCGGAUUUGGGGGUGGAGGAAUUCGUGAAGAACUCUGUGUGUGAGUACGAUUCCUCUGACGAGUCGAUGGAGCAGAAAUGGACGGCAUUGAAUGAGAAGAUGGAGCAGAUUCAAGCAAUGAUUGGGGAGUUUGAGUUCCUUUCGGAUCUCACCUAUGGCAGUGCUUUGGAAGCAGUGUUGAUGCAGUGCCGGAAUCCCCUCUAUGAUCCUCUCUCAGAGGAGUAUGCGGCCGCCAAGGAACAGGCGGAGAAGCUUAUGUCUUUUUUGGAUUAA